Molecule: messenger RNA, 2093 nt
Organism: Nicrophorus vespilloides
Lineage: Eukaryota; Metazoa; Arthropoda; Insecta; Coleoptera; Silphidae
Product: protein dead ringer-like
Exons: 7
Coding region: 497-1954 (485 amino acids)
Biological process (GO): regulation of transcription by RNA polymerase II
Cellular component (GO): nucleus
Molecular function (GO): DNA binding
Source: RefSeq, a predicted model, not a curated record
CACGGUAGAAGCGAUAUCAUCGUCAGAAACCAGAAGAGACUUGUGUCGACGGUAGUUGGUUAAACGUCGCGCGUAUUUAUGCACCGACACCGACUAUCAACAAACAAAAUCAUAGUUAACAUUCUACUACCAACCUUUCGAUAUCAAUCAACCACAUUCGAUCGGUGAAUUCACAAUCCUCCUACGAAGAGACAACCAGUAUCAUCUAUUGGAGCAACAGCGACGGACAUUAAGAUAACAAAUAAUCAAAAGAAAAAAACUACUUGUGUUUGAAUCAUCUAGAAACAAUCGACUUUAAAUCCGCGUUAGUGUAUCAUCUCGUGAUCGUCCUUCCCCAAAUAACUUACGCAUAGUUGCGCUAAGUCGCAAACAUCUUUCAUCAAUUCAACUCUUAUUUUUAAUUUGUGUGAUUGUGUGCGGGGUGCUUCAGGCAUUCUGCAAUAGACAAGUCGGCAAGAUUCGUGUCAAAAACAGAGAACCCGUUCCCGUUUACGCAAUGGAAAUGGAACCACAGGAACGGGACAGCGACAUCGGCGAUGACAGUCCAGUGUCUCAUCACGACGAGGAACUGAGCGAAGUAGAAUCCAGUGGAAAUCAGGAAGAUGUGGACAGCUGCGACGAGAUGCGUCGACACAACAGCAUGUUGGCUGAUCAUGGGGAUGUUCUCGCAAAGCUUAAGAUGCAGGUCCGGGACAUCAAGGUAGGGGAGGAUUUCGAGAACCGUCACAUGCCGUUCCCGAUGACCAACAGACCGAACGAGGGCUUCCAGUUGCCGGUGCCGUUCCCGUUUCCACAUCCGGCGGCUGCUUUUCUUCCUCCGAUGGCACCUCAACAGCAGCCUCCGUCCUCCGGGAGUUCACAUUCAUCAGAGGGAAGCGCUUCUUCCCAACACACCUGGUCAUUCGAAGAACAAUUCAAACAGGUGCGUCAGCUGUACGAGAUCAAUGACGACCCAAAACGCAAGGAGUUUCUCGAUGACCUAUUCUCUUUCAUGCAGAAAAGAGGAACUCCGAUCAACAGACUACCAAUAAUGGCGAAAUCUGUUUUGGAUUUAUUCGAAUUAUACAAUUUGGUAAUUGCUAGAGGCGGAUUGGUGGACGUCAUCAACAAGAAGCUGUGGCAGGAGAUUAUCAAAGGACUGCAUUUACCGUCGUCGAUCACAUCCGCAGCUUUCACAUUGCGUACACAAUAUAUGAAGUAUUUGUAUCCUUAUGAAUGCGAUAAGCGUCGCCUGAGCACACCGCAAGAGCUACAGGCCGCCAUAGAUGGAAAUCGUAGGGAAGGCAGAAGGAGUAGCUAUGGUCAAUACGAGUCAGUCCAUCAACGCUCUCCGAAUCCAGCGCAAAUGUCGCCGUUAACCCUGGUUUCGCAACAACAACAAAUUGCUGCAAGAAUGAAUUCCGUGAUGGGUGGGGGAAUCGGUUUACAUAAUGGUGCUCAUCAUCCUAGCCAUCCGACGCCUAUGGGUCAACCCAUGACCAGUGGCCCAAUACCAGGAUUGGCCCCCAGUGAAUUCGAGACUCGAAUGUUGGAGUAUGUUAAGUUGUUAAACAAAGAAAUAAGGAACGCUGGAUCAACCCCACCAAACCACGGCGACUCAUCCCCACGAAACGACAACUUGGAGAUGUCUCGUAUCACCUUAUGGAAUUUGUACAACAACAAUCAACCACCAGUCGAGCCUCAGAAGGAAGCACUUAAUCUAUCAGACAGUUCCCCGCCAAUGGUAAAACGAGAGCAGCCCGAUCACAGAGAUUCACCUCCGCUACCCAAGAAGUUCAUGAAGGAAGAAGAACCCCCCAAGUCGCUAACCAACAGCAGCACGCACAUCAAAAUUAACAGUCGAGGUGAUUCUCGCAACGGUGAUAAUUCAUUAGUGGUUAGUAUGGAGUUGAACGGUGUCACAUAUCAGGGUGUUCUCUUCGCGCAGACCGGCAAGACGGCGAUAACGUCGUAAACAAAUUUGCGCAAAUGUAAAAUGUUAUGAAAUCUGAUGCGAGCAACAGCAGCAGAUGAUUCGAACAUUCAAUACUUUAAAAGAUUACUUUUAUAUUUAAAAAAAAAACAUAAUAAUUUUUAACAUUACUCUUCCCUUA